AUGGCAGCUCCUGAAGGUGCCGCCCACGGCUAUGGCUUCCGUACAACAUGGCUGCCUACAGGGAGCGUACCGCACCCCUUUCCGCCCAGACACCGGAAGUUUCUAUUUGAAAUCCAGGCGGCAGACCGGGCCGGUGGUGCGUCAGUUACUGCGGAACGUCUUCUGAACCAGAACAGCGAGGGCUGCGGGCAGGAGGAGCAGGCUUCUGGGGCCCAGCCGUGCCGCCUCGUUACGAUGACCAGUGUGGUUAAGACGGUGUACACCCUGCAGACGCCCUCUGUGCUGAGCGGCGGCCUGCCCUCAGACACACAAACUCGAACCCUUUCUAAGAGCCUAUUACCUGUUAAAUCCAAAGAAGUGGAUGUUUCCAAACUUCUUCCCUCAGGAAGUUCAGAGAAUGAUAUUACAAAAAUCACCAAACGAAGACAAGAGAAUGGGCAGAUGAAAGCUGCAGACAUUGCUGUGAGGAGGAACGUCAGAAAGAGCUACAAACCACUGACUAAGCAAAAAUCAGAGGAAGCGCUCAAGGAUAAGAACCAGCUCUUAGAGGCCGUCAAUAAGCAGUUACACAAGAAGUUGACUGAAACUCAGGGAGAACUGAAGGACCUGACCCAAAAGGUAGAGCUGCUGGAGAAGUUUCAGGACAACUGUUUGGCAAUUUUGGAGAGCAAGGGCCUCAACCCAGUUUUAGGCAGUGAGGUCCUGGCAUUGCAGCAAGAAUCCACCACAGACCAUAUGGACUCGAUGUUGCUGUUAGAAAGUUUACAAGAUGAGCUGAAGCUUUUUAACGAAACAGCCAGAAAGCAGAUGGAGGAGUUACAGGCCUUAAAAGCAAAGUUGAAGAUGAAAGACGAGGAGAGGGCCCGGUUCCUAGAACAGCAGACCUUAUAUAACAGUCAAGUAAAUGAUUUUACAACAGCCCUUGAAGAAAUGGAGCAGUUAUUAGAAAUGUGAUUUUCAAAAGUGGCCAGAUGGCUCCCUCUUGGUGAUAAGCUCUCAGAAGAAGCCACUUAGGGCCUCUGCUUCCUGGCCAUGAUCUUCUAGGACUCACCUUUCCCAGAAUGAAAACAGUUUCUGCAAUAGGAUUAAGGACAGUUUAUGCUUGAAUGGUAAUCCCUCCUUUAAGCAAGAUUUCCCACCCCUUCAGUUUGGCCAGCUCUCACAUGGAAAUAACUGAGGCCUAUAAGAGUGGGGCCUGGAAGCUUGGAGCAACAUCCGAGCAAUGCAGUGGCACACCAUUAGAAUCGGGAGACUGAGCCAGCCACAGCCAGUGGACCCAAAAGGUCACAAUCAGAUGUGCAGGAAGAAAAUCUUACACAGUGGAGCACAGGAGCUCCACAGGAGACAUCACUGAAGACCCAUGAUGUCCCUUCUAACUUGGAACACAUUCUGUCCUAUGCUGGUUGGGUUGGGCUCUGUACCUCAUUAUAAAUUUGUGAACUUUAAGUUACUUGAAAUGGCUUAAUAAAUGGGGUGAAGGUAUAGAUAGCAAUAACACCUACCUGAAACAAUA
This is a messenger RNA of Manis pentadactyla (Chinese pangolin), 1513 nucleotides long. RefSeq names its product kinetochore localized astrin (SPAG5) binding protein (gene KNSTRN). Gene Ontology annotation, biological process: regulation of attachment of spindle microtubules to kinetochore; spindle organization; mitotic sister chromatid segregation. The coding region runs from base 1 to 954 and encodes 317 amino acids. The transcript is spliced from 9 exons. NCBI's taxonomy places the organism in Eukaryota, Metazoa, Chordata, Mammalia, Pholidota, Manidae. Gene Ontology annotation, cellular component: kinetochore; mitotic spindle; microtubule plus-end. The record is from RefSeq and is a predicted model, not a curated record.